Molecule: messenger RNA, 7136 nt
Organism: Penaeus chinensis
Lineage: Eukaryota; Metazoa; Arthropoda; Malacostraca; Decapoda; Penaeidae
Product: proline-rich protein 36-like
Exons: 9
Coding region: 281-5398 (1705 amino acids)
Cellular component (GO): extracellular region
Molecular function (GO): chitin binding
Source: RefSeq, a predicted model, not a curated record
CAAAAGGGGAGAUAUUUAAGAAGGAACUGAAAUUUCCUCGAUUUUUUAUUAUCAUUGUUUUCUCAAAAAGAUUAAUUCGUUCUGUUAGCGAAGGACUUACAGUGUGUUCAGUCGGACCUCUUGACUUUUCGAUCUCCAGGGAAGUGGUUGAUCGGCUGUUCUGGAUUACUGUUCAUUUCGGAUUUUCACGAAUUGAGAAAGUACAGAACGAGAUUAUUCUGUGCGAAUGGCGGUCUAGCCUGGCCUAUAAGGAGGCGACGAACGAGGGGCUACUGACGGGAUGGCAAGAUCCUGUCGUGUUAUCCUCUGCGUCCUGGGACUGCUAUGCCUCGCCGCGACCCUCGCCCUAGGAAGCGAUGAGGGCGGAGGCGAAGGAGGCGAAGGCGGAGGCGUCACGGACCUCCUCCCGAAGACCUCCUCCAGCGCCGAGACAAAAGCCGAUGACGAAGGUGCUGACGAAGCGAACGAUGGUAGUAAUAGGGAGAAAGAGUUAGAAAACGCGAGUAACAGCUCUCGUGUUGCCCGCGCGAGGAUGCUCUUACUCGCCGACAACAACAACAACAACAACAACAACAACAGUAGCAAUAUAACCAGUACGAGGGACCUCCUUACCUGGCGCUUGAAGGACACGAGCCUCCUGGACAAGCUGGCCAACAAGAUCAUUGCCAGCGAGGAGGUCGAGGAGAGGCAGAACCCCAACAGGAGUGGCCAGGCUGACGAAGACGGCGACGAAGGGGCUGACAGUCUCCCGAGCGCUGACGAAGGAGCUGAUCUCGCUGACGGAGACAGCAAGGGUGAAGCGUCUAAGGUGGUGGAGACCCGCGUGGCAGCCCCAGACACUUAUCGGAAGCACAGCGAGAACGUUUCGUGUGAUAAGAACUCCUGGGCGUGUCUCACAGCCAACGAGACCCUCCGACUCCGCCAGCAGCUCCUGCAGGAUCUGGAGACGUCCUUCAACGCCCCCUUGCCCUCGAGGAUCCGCUACCGCCUCAAGAAGAAGCCGUCGAUCUACACCUCCAAGAAACCCAACAUCCGCUACGACAUCGGGAUCCCCGACAUCUACGAGACGGAGGUCGUAGUGACGCCCAAGCACCCUCAGGAGCUGCACGACAUCCAGCCCACCGUCGGCUACCCGAAGGAGGACUACCGCGUCGCCGCCGACAGGAAGUACCAGCGGUUCGUCCCGACCCCCGGCCAGCCCCAAUACGUGCCCCUGGAGGCCCUGGUGACGCCCGGGUAUGACGAGGAGGCGGCGAGCGGCCCCUCCUCCGCCAAGCCCUAUAUCCCCCUCAACAGAGACAAGCCGGCCGAGGAGUCUCCGAACCUGGUGUUCCGGCCUCCUCGCCGUCCGCCCGGCCACCAUCGCCGCCGCACCAACGGGCUGGUCUCGAGGCCGCCCCCCGGACGCCCUCACUUCUUCACGCCCGCGCCGGAGAGGCUCAGCAUCCAGGCGCACCUCCAGUACCGCCGCCCGGUCUCCUUCAAGUACCGAAGGACAGACGCGGAGGCGGAGCGUUCGACGGAGCCGACACCCGCAACCCGCCCCUACACCACAGUGCCAUACCCCACAAAAGCCGUCACGCCUCACCCAGUAAAGGCUUCUCCAACACCAACACACCAUGAAGCGGCGUCGACUGAGGGCUACACGAAACCCUCCCAGACGUACCUUCCGCCAGACAAAGAGUACCUCCCGCCACAUGCUCCUGCUAAGACCACCGAGACAGGAACCCAUUCUAAGCCCUCUCAGCACUAUCUUCCCCCGAACAAGGAAUACAUAGCUCCUGUGGCUCCCUUGACGACGCCCACGUACAAGGCUCCAGAAGCUCCUCACACAGACCCUCCCUCAGCUUACAUUGCACCCGAGAAGGACUACAAGCCCCCACAUGCUGCGACGCCACAAACUGGGUAUAUAACGCCAGUUGUUACCUAUACUGACCCUCCCAAGCAGUAUGUCCCCCCGAGCACAGAGUACGAGGCUCCUCACGUUGCAACGCCUACCCCUGGCAUCUCGCAGACUUACCUUCCCCCAAACAAAGAGUAUGUGCCCCCAGAAAAACCUGCUGAGAAAUAUGAAGCACCUUCACAGAAGUAUGAACCUCCCACCAAUGAAUACCUUCCCCCAAAAGCUCCCUCUCCUCCUACCACAACUUACGAAGCGCCUCCAAGAAAGUACAUACCUCCAAGUAAUGAAUACUUGCCACCAUCUGCCAAUCACAAGCUCCCGGAACAGACCCAUGCAGAACCUCCAAGAAAGUACCUUCCGCCAAACAAGGAAUUCGCUGCCCCACCGCGAAGAAGACUGCGGCCGGGUGCAAGGCCCAAGGUACCCGGCAAACCUGUAGCGAAGCCACCCAGAAAAUACCUUCCUCCGGACAAGGAAUUCACUGUGCCCGGAAGGAGAGUUCCUGGUGAGGGGAAGAUCCCAGGCCGAAGACGCCGUCCCGGAGGCCCUGGCAAGAGGAGGAGGAAGCACCCCAAGAGGCCCACUUUGCCCAGCAGGACGUACCUACCACCCAAUGUCGAAUUCGGAGAUGGAGGUCCUCCUGCACCGGGUUAUGGGACAACGCCUGCUCCACGCACUUACCUACCUCCUAAUAAGGAAUAUAACACACCACCUGCGAGGACGUAUGAGCCUCCCACUAACGAAUAUCUGCCUCCACCCAGAGAUGAUACGAAAGCCCCACAAAUGACGACCAUGGCUUCCGUCACGUACGCAACCCCCUCCAGGACGUACCUGCCACCUCAGCGAGAAUAUCAGACCCCACCAGCGAGGUAUGCAACACCAAGUCAGACUUACGUUCCGCCCACUAAUGAGUACAUACCACCCAAUGUACCAGAUACGCCAAGCCAGACUUAUGGACCACCCGUUAAUGAAUACAUACCGCCCAAGGCAGCAGGUACCCCAAGCCAGACUUAUGGUCCUCCCGUUAAUGAAUAUAUACCGCCUAGAGUCACUGCAGUGCCCAGCCAGACUUAUGGUCCACCGGUUAAUGAAUAUAUACCGCCUAGAGUCACUGCAGUGCCCAGCCAGACCUAUGGUCCACCAGUUAAUGAAUAUAUGCCGCCUAGAGUCACUGCAGUGCCCAGCCAGACUUAUGGCCCCCCCAUUAAUGAAUACAUACCGCCCAAAGCAGCAGUGACGCCCAGCCAGACUUAUGGUCCACCCACUAAUGAAUACAUACCGCCUAAAGUAGCAGCAACACCUGCACCAGCAUACGUCCCCCCUGUCCCUCCCCCAAAAACCAACUAUGCCUCGCCUCAGUUGUCGUAUGCACCUCCCCAGCCGUCACGCAAGUAUGAGCUGCCUGUCAACGAGUACAUAAUAACAAUUCCAAAACCCGAACCACACGACACACCCCUUCCCUCUUGGCUUGUAAGCCUGCAGCAGACCAAAAGCCCUCUAGAAGCCCAAGCCUUCAAAAUCCGCAAGACCAACCCAACGCCUCCUCCAGGGUACGACCCCAAUACGUCCACAAAGGCAAGUUACGCAAAGACAACAUCUGCUCCUUCCUACGCUUACUCUCCUCCUGAACCACAGUACUUACCUCCCAAGCCUGAAUACCAAGCUCCUCCUGAAAGACCACCUGCUGUUACCCCCGGCUACUCCCUGCCAUCUAGGACCUAUCGGCCUCCAGAUAAAGAGUAUUUGCCUCCUAAAGAUUACAGUCCUCCUGCAACUCCUCAAGAAUCCUAUGUUCCCCCUAGAGCCCCGGUACAGGCUUACAUUCCGCCCGAAGUUUCGCCAGACGUGUAUGUGCCGCCUAGGGCUCCUGUAGCAGCUGACGUCUCGAAACCAAAAUCUUCUUACAUACCGCCACCUCCGCCUCCACUACAUAUCCCAAUCGACCCCACCUAUCUGCCUCCUCCUAAGCAACCGCCUGUCACCUAUGCUCCACCUCGGCAUGAUGUCUAUGUCCCCCCUCAGGCACCCACUCACCCACCUCCUCCAUCAGCAAAUCUGCACUUGAGCGCCCCACAUUCGACACAUUAUACUACCCCAAAACCCACAUACUCGACUGUGGUUUCUGGCAUACCGCACGCUCCUGUAUCAGCAUACGUUCCCCCAGCUAAACCCAAACCAGAUUACGUUCCUCCUGCACAUCCCACCACGGCAUACGUUCCACCAGCCAAACCCACUCAAGCUUACGUUCCCCCAGCACCACCUAAACCAGCUUACGUUCCUCCUGCUCAGCCUGAAGAAGCUUAUGUUCCUCCUGCUAAACCCACUCAGGCUUACGUUCCUCCUGCUCAGCCCAAACCAGAUUACGUUCCUCCUGCGCCCGCCAAGCCACAUGCCGCUACUACUUACAGUCCUCCCUCACCCAAGCCAGACUACGUUCCGCCAGCUAAGCCCACACAGACUUACGUGCCCCCGGCUUCGCCCAAACCCGCCGUCCACGUGACCACUUACAAACCCUCGUACGAUCCUAAGAUAAAGAAACUCCAGGAUUUCAGUCACCCGGGAGUUUCCUUAGCCCCACGACCUUCCCUGCGUCCCAACUAUACCACCACGACCUACUCGCCUCCCGUGUACACCCCUUCGACCUUCGGACCGGGAUACAACGACCUCCCCGCCAGCGUCAAGUCUCCUCUCCCGACGGCGAUCGCCCCUCCUCCUCACGCACCCGCUCGACCCCACCAUCCCCGUCCUUACUACUACGAUGACUAUGAUUACUACUACGACGGCGACUACUACGACUACGACUACUACUACUACGACGACGACGACGAUAACUACUACUACGAUGACUACGAUUACGACUACUACUAUGAUGACUACGACUAUGGCCCGCCGCAGAGUCUUAGACGACCUGUCCCGCACCAUCUCAUUCCUCAGUCGGACUACUUCGACAUUCUCGAGAACGAAAUCCAAGACUUCGGGUACAUUGCCGGCAUUCCUGGUCGCGCCGGUCGUGAUUACCCAAUCCUGAGCUACAUUCCCUUGACCUCUUUUGGCUGUGACCUCGUGGCUGAUUACCCGGGUUACUAUGCUGAUAUGGAAGCUGGGUGUCAGGUGUUCCACAUCUGUCACCGCAACGGCCGCCAGGAUUCGUUUCUCUGCCCCAACGGCACGGUCUUCAACCAGAAGUACUUCGUGUGUGACUGGUGGUACAACUUCGCCUGCGAGGACGCCCCCUUCUUCUACCCCGUGAACGCUGCCAUCGGCCACCCAGGCGUCCCUCUGCACAAGGACGUCCUAGAGGCUGAUAUCAGGGCGUCCCGAUACGUCAGCGAUCCCCAUCAUGGCUACGCUACGCCCGCUCCUGUACAUCACCCUUCAGCUGCGUUGCAUCACCCAUCUCUUCCCGCUCACCACGUGACUCCUGCUCCUCAUGUCAGUCAGCUGCAGAAUUCGCAUGGACCGCCACAUCACGUGACGUUCCCGUCCAUAGGUUAGAUCAAGCAUUAAGGGUGAAAAAAAGGAAAGAUAUAUGUUUAUAUUUUUCUCUUUUCUUCUCUCAUGGUUGUCCAUUAUUUCGUAACUGAUCAGAAGCGGCGUGAAAAUGGGUCGGACGAAAGUGAAGUGAAGGUACGUAAUGAGGUUGGUUAGCUUAACAGAGGUGUCUUUCUUCCCAUCUCUUUAAGAAUCGAUGCAGGACCGAGAUUUCGAAUAAAGUUCUUUCUUGGUUGAUUUAUAAAGAACAGUUACAGCUACACCACUCGGUUACUUUCUUCAGUUACAUUACAUGGCAUUUAUCCCACACGGAAGAUGGUAACGAAGAUUAGGGAAAACAACAACAACAACAACAGGAAGGGUGUCUGUUUCUGUGACCUUCCGUUUAGUUAUUAACUCACAGGCAGUUGAUCUAAGCUUAUGCCAUGGCUUUUCAUUAUAAACAAACCCAUAUUGUUUGUCACUCAAUCAUCCAACACUACUAAGGAAGGCAGGUAUGCACUCGGAACCUCCGAAGAAGAGGCUCUCAUCACAAGAUUAUGGAAGGGGUAACAUAAUGUCUCCUUCAUUCGCAAAAAAAAAAAAAAAAAAAAAAAAAAAGGAAAUUGGACACUGCAACGUGGGUGUCCCUUUUGGGUGUCCGUUUUCCACGCUGUCCUAGCUACACUCCAUCCAAUCUCGGAAAGGAAAAAACUGGCAACUCGCCAGGACGUUGGCGUACUCCGAUUUGCCAAGUCUCGUUUGAGUAAAAAUAAGAGCGAUAUCAAAGGCAGCAAAUUUAAAUAACAAACAAUAGAAAAUAUUGCAUAUAAUUCUUUAAAACAAACAAACACCACUAAACACCCGUAAAAAUAAAGUAUUAAAUGUGAAAUGAUUAGAAUGAAGUGGACUCAGCGAAUCGGAGUGUUCGAGAGAACUUGGUGAGUUGCCAUUUAUUGUAAUUUCCUGAACCUGGACGCACUGUAGUCAAGGACACAACCUGCCAUCCUUAGUGGCAAUCUAGUCCCUGUUUUGUUUGUGUAUAUACGUAUCGUUGUUUCAGUUACUUAGCUUAGAAUAUUUUUUUUUUAUUUUCCUUUAAAAAAAAAACCGCUACAUUAAAUAGGUAUAUAGCCUGUUUAUUGUAUUUUUUUUUACAUUUGUUUACAUUUUACAGUAAUUUGAUUGCAAAUAUUGUUUUGUAUUUGUAGUGUUUUGCAUAUUUUUUGUGUUUUUUUAUCGAGUUAUUUUUUCUGCAGUUUUGAUAACUUGAGCAGAAAUCAAUGUUUACAGAAAGUUUUAAUUCAUUUAGUGUUCUAUGCUUACUGAUGAUAAAAUUGGUGCCUUACUAAUUUAUAUGUUAAGAUGUUAUUGUAUCUGUAUUUUCUAGUGUAUUACAAGAAUGGCAAUUCUGAUGCUGCAUCUACUAAGCAAUUUCACAGCAAUUACGCAUUAACUUAUCCAUCAUAAAACCACAAAGCUUCAGAACUAUCUCACGAAGCAAUACUGAACCACACAUAUAUCUACGUCUUCUAUACGUCAUCAACGACAAUUUUCUAAAGGAGACGAAUUUAAAAUGUGGAAAGUCACUGAAGUUCUUUGCAUUAGAGAGAGAAAAAAUAUUAGAAGGAACUCAAGUGAAGAGGUGCCAUCUAAUGCCACAUCAUUUAAGCCAUUAUUGUGCCAGCGAAUUUCUUGCCACGACGUUUGUUCAAGGACUGUUUGUGAUGCUUUUGUUAUGAAUAAAGAGUCUAAAACAAAA